GAGGAAGGAUGACGGACCUCGUGUAAAUCUGAUGAAACGUGUUUUGUCCUUGUAUUGGAAUUGUGAAGGUCUCAGAUCAUUUCAAACUGAGAGGAACAGAAUGGCAAUAUUUAACAACACAACCACAACUAACAUCAGCGACCUUUAUCAAUGUAAGAUAGAAGAACACUUCAAGUACAUUCUCCUCCCGGUGAGUUACACUCUGGUGUUUGUGUUCGGUCUGGGGUUGAACAUCACGGCCAUGUACGUCAUCUUGUUUCGCACCAAACACUGGAAGCCCAGCACCAUCUACAUGAUCAACCUCAACGUCUGUGACACGCUUUACGUCCUCACCCUGCCGUUCCUCAUCUACUAUUACGCUGAUAAGAACGACUGGCCGUUCGGUGAGCUGAUGUGUAAGCUGAUUCGCUUUCUCUUCUACACAAACCUCUAUGGAAGCAUCCUCUUCCUCAGCUGCAUCAGUCUGCACCGGUUUUUAGGCGUCUGUCAUCCGGUGCGCUCUUUGUCCUGGAUGAACGGCCGGCGUGCUCGUAUGGUUUCUGUGGGAAUAUGGGUGAUCAUUCUGACCUUACAAACACCGAUUCUUUAUUUCUCCCGGAUGAAUAAUAACAGUGACAUGAAACCACAAUCAACGGUUUGCUAUGACACCACAAGCAAGGUGCUCUUCAAUGACUUUAUUGUUUACAGCUCGGUGGUGAUGUUCCUGCUCUUUGUCAUACCGUUUGGAGUGGUGCUGGUCUGCAACGGCCUGAUGGUGAAGAAACUUCAGGAACCCGUUAUUGGUGGAGGUCCAAUGUCACAGCGCUUUAAACAGAAGUCGGUGAAGAUGAUUAUUAUUGUGCUUCUGGCUUUCAUGUUGUGCUUCUUGCCUUUCCAUGUGAACCGCAGUAUAUACUACACCUUCCGUUACCUGGACAAACAUGUAAGCUGCUCGAUGCUGGAGGCUGCCAGCAUGGCCUACAAGGUCACACGACCUUUGGCCAGCGCCAACAGCUGCAUCGACCCCAUCCUUUACUUCAUGGCAGGACAGGGCUUCAGAAGUAGCAUCAAGAACAAGAAAAGUAAAUCAAGAUCUGAAAAUAGGAAAGUACCCUCGACCUCUUUAUAGUGUGCUCGAAGGAA
Carassius carassius (crucian carp) is the source of this 1122-nucleotide messenger RNA. Its product is annotated as P2Y purinoceptor 2-like. Gene Ontology annotation, cellular component: plasma membrane. The transcript is spliced from 2 exons. Lineage: Eukaryota; Metazoa; Chordata; Actinopteri; Cypriniformes; Cyprinidae. Gene Ontology annotation, biological process: G protein-coupled receptor signaling pathway. The record is from RefSeq and is a predicted model, not a curated record. Gene Ontology annotation, molecular function: G protein-coupled UTP receptor activity; A1 adenosine receptor binding. The coding region runs from base 32 to 1108 and encodes 358 amino acids.